Molecule: messenger RNA, 243 nt
Organism: Mesorhabditis belari
Lineage: Eukaryota; Metazoa; Nematoda; Chromadorea; Rhabditida; Rhabditidae
Source: the annotation of a GenBank genome assembly
AUGACAGUGCUCUUUCUUUUUAGACAGACGAUGCACAAGCUGACGCUGACGGAAGAGCUUCAAAAAAUGUACAAUGUGGCCCAAUUUUCUAGCCCGGAUUACCCCGCCGUCUUUGCGAUAAUUGCAGGUACGACAAUUGUUUUGACGUUAGCUCUAAUCUAUAUCGCGGUCUUCUUUUGGAACAUCGACUCUAGACAUGACUCAAUAAUUUAUCGAUUAACGGGAAUUCGAGCGAAAAAGGAG